AUCUAAUGGGCAAAGAUGGUAACUAUUAUCGAACUGUUAUUGUUCAUAAUUGCUUAUCUUCAUCACCGCAUUUUACUAUUUUCGUUACAAUCCAUUUAUAAUUAUCUUCCGAAAUUGGUCAAAAUGUUCUUCAAAUUGAUGUUGAUAUGUGGUCUUUGUUCGCUUUUUCAUGCUGCUUUUUCUGCAGCUCAAUAUCGAAGUUAUUUACGUGUUUCGGAACAAAAAUUCACUGGUUCGUUGCCCAUGGAUAUUAUGAUACAAGCAUUCGUUAGUCUUUUGGUAACAUUAUAUUCGGUGGUAUCUAUUUAUUGUAAUUUCAAAGUCAUUUUCGCUAAUGAUGAUUUUGCCAAUAAAAGUUAUGGCCAUGUGUUUUCCACCCCUCCUUCUUUGGUUACAUUCAAUCAUAGGGGACGAAUUUUAACAUCAAAACAGUCUUAAAUGAUAUCCAUUUCAUUGAAUUCCAAUUAUUAUAAUAUCAA
Messenger RNA from Dermatophagoides pteronyssinus (European house dust mite), 479 nucleotides. RefSeq names its product membrane magnesium transporter 1-like. The record is from RefSeq and is a predicted model, not a curated record. Lineage: Eukaryota; Metazoa; Arthropoda; Arachnida; Sarcoptiformes; Pyroglyphidae.